AGAGCGGGGCUCACGGGGAAGAGAUGAUUGGGCUGUGUUGCUUGUUUGUUUGGCUUUUUUUUUAGGCUAGGAGCUGGACUGGCUUGAAGAGAAGAGGGUUUGGGUGAACGAGUAGCAUCCUGCUCUGUUUGAUCACAGCUGAAAGCCCCUGGAAUUGCAGCUCGCGUGCCUGCUGCGCUCUAGGCAUGGUGCAAAAGUCCGGAGGGGCCAUGGGGAAAAGCGUGCAUGCGUAACCGUGUGCCCCAGCAGUGCAAAGGGGCAGAAGAACCUUGAUACUGCGAUAACUCUUGCUUUGCUGAGGUUGGAGGAUGUAGGGCAGCGCGUGCUGCAGCAUGAGGAAUGAGUGAGGUGUGUGUGCCUGCGAGCGCGCUCCUCCCCGGCAGGCAGGAACCGGGGAGGUUCCUCCGUCCCAAGGAGGGCUCGGGCCUCUCUGAGCAGCUGCCGAGCGUUCCUCUUUCAACCCAGGAUCAGUAAACGUAGCUCAAGCCUAGGGGAGGCAGGCAGAGAAAGAAUGUAUUGCUCUGGGAGGUGCAUCUGGAAAGAGGGCUGCAGAGAAAUGUCCAGGAGCAGAACUUGGGAAGUGGUGGGUUCUCAAUGCAGCGCUAGCAGCAGCAGUUCUUGGUUUUUGGGUUUGACUGUGCUGAGCCGCUGCUUGGUGUGUCUGCCUGUUAGGCAGUGAUUGCGUUUGAAGCUGCGUGCGUGUAUGGGGCAGUGUGAGGGCUUGUGUACGGAGUUGGGUCUGGAGGGGCUGGCCAAGCCCAGCUUGUUAUCUUCCGUUCAGAGGUACCUCUGCUGCUCGGUGCCCUGGGGACUCUGCAGGUGCUAGCUUGGUAAGGAAGUAGUGCGUCUGAAGAGUGGCCUUUAGAAACACUGAGGUGAAACUGAAGACGGUUGUGUUUCCUCUUGUUCUCCUUCAUGUUGCUGAAUGGUUUCCUGAUGCUUGCCAGUAUGAUAUCCAGACUCAGACCUCAGCUGCGGUAGGUAGAGCCCGCUACCCCGUUUGCUCAGAGAAGCUCUGCGUUGCCGUAGAGUCUCUGCUGUCUCUCUUAUUCCCCUCCGCGCUUCACGGCGGGUCGUGGCUCAGGAAGUCAUUGGCAACCAGAAGCUGGCUCCAUCUCACUGUACAGAGGAGCCAGGUGUGCUUGUUCAAGAAGCUGGAGGGACUAAUCCUGAGCCUUCUGCAUGGAGAGGGUCGGGAUGCAGAGCUCACACUGUAGUAUUUGCCGGGCCACUUGUUUGGCUUGUAUCUCACCUCUGGCUACAGCCGGGUUAUGAAGCUCCGAAGCAGCAGCCAUAGCUUUCUUCCAGUGUGGGUUUUCAAAACCGCCCUUUGCCAACAGCUGUGGCCAGUGGCUCUUACUCUUUUGGCAGCUUGGUACAGCAACCGUCACAGUAGGGCUCUUUUUGGCUGGGCAAAGCUAGCAGGCGUGUUGUCUCCAUCAGCAGCUGAGUGACCGUAGGGCUUUGAACGACUGCCUAAAUUGUGCUGCCCUGUCUGGGACUGCCAGGACUUUCUACAGUAAUUUUUUUUAAUCUCGUAGCUAGUUUUGAAAGUUGGCACUGAUUUCUUGAGCCACUUUCAAGAGAGUGGGGUUGGGUCAAUUGUACUAUACGUGUGAACUAUAUUUUGAGCAAGUUCCCCUUAAUCCCAUCGCAUCUGAUGUAUUCGUGCUGGUGGCACCCUGCAGACCUUCUUAUUCCUUACCCUUCGUUUAAAGACCCUGGGAGUCCUUGGCUGCCCUCCCUGUGCCAGCCUCCUGUUAGAGACAAAAGGAGCGUGUUUCAGCAGAAGACGUGAAUGGCUUGUUACGAAUGGGAGAGGAUAAAGCGCUGGCUUGUUGAUCUGUUAUCGGCUAUCCAGACUCCUGGGUCAGGAUGGGUUUCAAGCUAGGCCUGUGCUACAGAAACUCUCUCUAGUACUGUAGCAUUUCCAGCAGAAGAAAUAUAAUUCCUAAAGGAGGAGGAGGCAGGGCAAGUGUUUGAGGUCUAUGCAACUACUUCUAGUCAGCCCAGAAGCAGCGUUGAGUAUUGAAUGGGCUUUGAGUAUCAGAGCCUCGCGUUCUCCCAGCAGGGUGGAUUGCCAAUGUAAGGCUUUUUGGAUGGUAUCCCUUUGCUUUUUCAGAGUGUAGCUGGAGACGUGUGAUGGGUGAGCAGGAAACUUUCUUGAGGUUUGCUCCAGAGAUACUGACCUUCAUUCAGGUGUGACCUGGAGCACCAGUUUGUGGUGACUGUGCAGUUUGGCAGGCCAGAAGGUAGCUAGGCUGUAGUGGAGACAAAGAGCUGAAAUUGCUACCUGCUUUGAAGUAGGGAAUGGCUUCUGAGAUCAGGUAGCCUGAACUCCUGUGCUAACUGGCAGUGUCAGCUUACAGCCCUGGAGCUAGUCAACGUGCUUGAGUCUUAACUGGUGUUAAUGCCCUCCUGAGAGGGGGCUUGGUUUUGCAUGUUGAAGCUGUUUUAUACUUUGGCUUGUGAGCUUCACUUGCCACAAAUGCCUCGAUGUGCCUCAAAUUGGUAGAGAGUCAAGUUGCCUGCGAUGACACAUUUCGCUAAUGUUCUUGCGGCUCGUUCAUUCCUUGCUCUUGUUGUUGACGAGAGCAAGGCGCUUUCAGGAUUUCACAGCCUUGAAAUAAGGUGGUGUAAAACUGGCAGUUACCUCUUAACAGAUUUGGAGCGGAAAAGAACCAUAUUGUUGCCUGGGUUUCUCCUUUUGUUGGAGAAUUUAAUGGUAACUGCUGGUGGAAGUGCUGACUUUUCACGCUCUGGCAUUGUGGAAUUUUGUUGGGCUAAUUAGGCAAUGUUUUAACAAAGGUUAGUUCAAGGUGCCUGAUGCAGCAACUGUUGUGGUUCAGGGACCUCUUUGCUGCUUCCAGUUUCUUGAGUUCCCUCACGCUGAGGAGGUCUGUCUUAUUUGAGCUGGGCUUUCAGUUUGGGGGAGUGCUGCUCUUGUACUGGGUGGGACAAGAGGUGCCUUGCAAUCACCCUCGGUGACAGUUCUCUCUGCUGCCAGGAGGCUGCGUGUUGGUGGGACAUUUCCUGCUAGUUCAGGCGACAUGGUCUUGUUCCUGUCCGCGUGGAGAAGUGCUUUGGGCUAGUGCGAUGUCUGCCCGAGCCUGUGGUUGAGCGUGGGCGCUUUGCUUCUCUGAGAUCUCCUCUCUUCCUUUCCUCUCCCACUUGCCCUAGUCUGGCAGCACGUUUAGUAGGUAGAGAAUUGGAUAUUUGCUUGGCCGCCAUUAAAAGACAGACAAAUCUUCAAGUCCCUCUGGUCACGGGUACGUUGUGCAGCGGCUCGAGUCUCUGCCAUGGUCUUCGUUAAACUUAAUGCAUUAAAAUCAUGCUAGCAGAUGCUGUCUGCUGCUUUGCAGUAAUCGUGGUUGAGUGGAGAGAGAAGCUUUCCUUGCCUGUACUAAGAAUUCCAGGUGCGUUGCUGGCCCCCGUUAGUGCAGUAUAGACCUGGCGUUUACAGUGAGUCAGUGCUGCAGUGGCUGGUGGCUGAUGGGGUGGGUUACUGGCCCUCUUAGCGAGGGAAGGGCUCUCUGGUGAGUUCAGAGCCAACUUCAGGGUUAACUAAUGGCUGUGCUUGCUAUGGAGCUCGAGUACGUGCCUUGCAGCUGCCUGCUGCGUUCUGACGGGCGGAUGGGGAAUGAUGCUCUUUUGGUCUGCGCUGGGUGUUUAUCUAGCGCGACUCUUUUUUUUUUAAAACAUUACCGAGAAGCAGAAUUCCCUGUAUUUGACGUUGCUGCCCAGGUUUCCCGGUGUUGUCAGUCCUUGAGGCAGCGCAGUACAGCUUCGCCUCCUGUGUGUAGCAAAAGUUAAAAAGGAAACCAACUCCAUUAUCUAAAAUCAAUAGUUGGGUUCUGCCGAGCUGCAAGAGACUUUGGUAUCUCUACAUUUAGUUUCAGUCUAUGUGAAGCUUCUCCCCCCCAGGCCUGGGUGUUGAUAUUUAAAUGUUGCAUCACUGAAAUUGCUUUUUUUGGAAGCAAUUUAUAGCACAGAGCUGUUUGGAGUAAUCGGAGGGAGAGGGGAAGGGGGCAGUGCAGGCUCAGGCACCAGUUGGGCAAAUGGAUCUGCACAGGCCUAUCUGGGCUGUAGCAGACGUUUGUUUCUACAGAUCAGUUGCCAGGUUGGUACCGAAGUCUUGUAAAUGAGUUGCUUUGCCCAGUAUUGAUGACCUGACCUUCUGAUAUUUUUUUUAAUAAGUUUCCCUGCUACCGUACGUGUGAAGUAUCACAAAGCUAGUCUGGAUGGCUGGGUAAGACUUGCCUUAGAAGGUGUUAACGGGACAUUUAAAAUCAUUGCUUUAGGAUGAGUGAAGUCGUCGUGUUCCUGAACUGUGCAAAGUGCCGGUCUCUAAGGUAGUUGCCUCAGAUAUUACUGAAUAGGUGGGCAGUUGACCCUAAAAUCCUUAUUUUUCUAGAACUCCAGGGGUUCCUCGGUUGGCUCUUUGUGCCUUAUGAAUCCUGUCCAUGGUAUUUGUAAGUGGCGGUGUCCACGUAUGGGCACUUGUAGUAUGGACGUUUUUGUAGUGCUACAGGGCUGUGCUCUUCUGAUGCAGCAAUGUUCAGGUCCUGGUCACGCUUUACUUAUCCAUGGUUUUCAGCAUCGUUUGGAGACGGCUGUAGAACUUAAGGGCGGGAAGAGGAAUUGUAAGAGUUUGGUGGAGAUGGAGUUGUAAAGUGGAAGAUUCAAUUUCUGUGAAUUAUUUCUUGCUCUCGCCCUGCUGCAGUUGUGAGCUUGCUGGAAAUGAGAAAUCAUAGAAGUCUGUCAAUGGCCAUAAAACAUUGGCAUAAGUGUAGUUGUUUUGGUAACAGCAAAAUGCCAGCAAUUCUCUUUUCCAUGUGGUUUAAUGAGUAGGAACAAAACCUGUUACUAGAUUAUAAGGCUAGUUGAUAUUAGUCCAGAAAUGUAAUUUUGUGUGCACACGUGUGGCUGUUGAUGCAUGCUGGUGGUGGUCUGGGAACAAAACCCUCAAAUGGGUGCAAGAUGCUUAAAAUCGAAACACUUCUGAACGUUUUAAUGGAAUGCUAUAUAUCCAGAUGGGUUUUUCUCACUGUUUUUCUUGUGAGCAAACUUACAGUAUUAGAUAUUUGUUCACAGCUGUGUGACCCAAUGAAGUCGCUAGGGUUGUUCAGAUAGAAAGGAGAGAAGCAUUUGGUGUUCCCUGUGGAAAGAUCAGGGCACACCCAUCUGUUCUGUGUUCAAACGGGUCUUUAUUGCAUGGCGAUAGGAGGCUGGAGCUCGGAUUUCUUCUCCCUGUAGGUUGGCUGAAUUGCGUCCUAUUCAGUGCAAUCCCUCCUGAAAGGUGGGAGCCCUUGCUUGGAGCCAGUUUUAUCUGAAGCUUUGUCUGGGCUUCUCAGGAGGCUGCUUAUAGAGUGCGGUGGCUAAAGCACAAAACACAAAAUGUGGUUAAGGUUUUGGCUCAAGCGCUUGUUAGAAGGUUGGGGAGUAAGGAGGCCGUCAAAGAGGAACGGUGUCAGCCCUGUCAAAUCCUGCUUGUGGUGGAAGUGGGGUGUUCUUCUAGAUGGGGGCGGUCCUGGCCCUUGCUGUGAUGGCAAGGGGGGAGCAGAACUGCUCUCUGAGCUCGGGCAGAUCUCUGGUACAGUCACUUGCCUGGCUGAAGUGGGACCGCUUCCUUUGGAUAGCGCAGCCAAGUUUCAAUAUUUAAAUUGGAGUAACCUUGUCUGGCCCAGAACAGUCCUACAGACUGAUGCAUCUGAUGUUGAACUCGUCAGUGCUGGCAUGAGCCUGUGCAAGGGACUGCAGACAGCCGAGAGACCUUUGCCAGAAGCUGUGGCACAGCGGGGAGCUGCUAUUACGUUCAGCUCUGUUCUCGCGCUCUCUUCUGAAGUGGAAGUGAGUUUCUGGUACCCUCUGAAACGGGAUUCUGGUACCUUGCCGGGUUCUGUGAAUCAAGGUUUGAGCAGGCUGACUUGCUUCAGUAACGCACCUUUGUGUGAGAUUGGAGCCUCGCUAGACCUCAGAAUUCGGUUUUAUUUGAAACAGCUCAUGAUCAGCAUCUGCUGUACAAAAAUACCGCUGCAGCUGGGUGGCCUAUAAAUAGGAUUUCUGACUUAGUCCACUAUUUAAAUCUAGAAAACUUUUUCUGUUGCAAGGCCUUCUCUUGCAACCUGGCUUCUAGAGGAAAGGUCUGCUAGUGAGACCGGUUCCAGUUCUCACCUCAGCCAUGGAUCAAGUCCUGGGGGACCGAGGCUCAGUGCCUCGGUUACUAGCGUUUUCUCUGCAUAGAUUUGUGUGAAGCGCUUUACAAUUGUAGUAGGGAAGGUGCUGAAAGGAGUGGUUGAUCUAGUGUGAUGAGAGCACAGGGCUAGCUGCAGUGUUGUUUAAAACUGAUGCUUUGGAAAGGAAACUUCACAGGUAUUGCAGGUCAUCUGGAGUCCUCAUCAGAGGUGAAUUUUUAGCCAUUUCCAUCCAUCUCAAUGGCUCCAAGUUUAGCUUGCCUACCCCUCACCUGCCUUCAGAAAUGCUUUGGGGCGAUGGUAUCCGUCUCCAAACUCGGAGCAUGAGGGCAUUUAAUGUGCUUGCUCUAAGCACAACUUGUAAUUGUGCAGAGAUCUAACCUGUUUGUCUAAGGCAUUUGGCAAUGUCUGAUCUAGAGAAGUAGUGUGGUGUCUGUUGUGAAAGAGCUUCUUGGCUACGGUUACCAUACUUGCUUGGGGUUUUUCUUUCCAAAGACUUGAUUAAUUACCUAGUUAGAGAUUUGCUUAGUAGCAGGACUGAGACCUAGCUUUACUGGUUGACUGUCUCCUUAAGCCAGAACACUGCUCUAGGAAUUGAAUAAACAUGCAGUGUUCAGCUGUCUCUGACUUCUGGAAAUAAUGGUGAAGGCUCUUCCAGUUUGAAAAAAUGAAACGACGUUUUCUUCUUCUGGCAUGCACUGGGUCUCCCCAUCUCUAUUCACGAUGUUUCUUUAUUUCCAAUAGGAAACACAGACUGACAAGAACUCAAAGUGCCUUUUCCCCGGUUGUUUUCAGCCCCCUCUUUACAGGUGAAACGGUGUCACUAGUGGAUGUGGACAUCUCUCAGCGAGGACUGACCUCCCCUCACCCUCCGACUCCUCCACCUCCACCACGAAGAAGCCUCAGCCUGCUAGAUGAUAUCAGUGGGACGCUGCCUACAUCUGUCCUAGUGGGUCCGAUGGGGUCCUCCCUGCAGUCUUUCCCUCUGCCUCCGCCUCCUCCACCCCAUGCCCCAGACACGUUCCCACGGAUUGUCCCUCUCAGGCCGGUAGAGGCGGUGCCCAGCCAGCCCACUCCACACCUGCAGUGUCCGCUCUACCGCCCAGACUCGAGCAGCUUCGCCGCUAGCUUGCGAGAACUGGAAAAGUGUGGCUGGUACUGGGGGCCAAUGAACUGGGAGGAUGCAGAGAUGAAGCUGAAGGGGAAGCCAGAUGGGUCCUUUCUGGUCCGAGACAGUUCUGACCCCCGUUACAUCCUGAGCCUGAGCUUUCGGUCACAGGGCAUCACCCAUCACACCAGAAUGGAGCACUACAGAGGAACCUUCAGUCUGUGGUGCCAUCCCAAAUUUGAAGACCGCUGCCAGUCUGUGGUGGAGUUCAUAAAGCGAGCAAUCAUGCACUCAAAAAAUGGGAAGUUUCUUUACUUUCUUCGAUCCAGGGUUCCAGGUCUCCCUCCAACACCUGUCCAGCUCCUGUAUCCAGUCUCCAGGUUCAGCAAUGUCAAAUCCCUUCAGCACCUUUGUCGCUUCCGGAUCAGGCAGUUGGUCCGCAUAGACCACAUCCCAGAACUCCCACUGCCCAAGCCUCUGAUCUCCUACAUUCGGAAGUUCUAUUAUUAUGACCCCCAGGAAGAGGUGUAUCUGUCCCUGAAGGAAGCUCAGCUGAUCUCCAAACAGAAGCAGGAGAGCGAAUCCUCGACGUAGCAAGGCUGCCUCUCCCAUCUUGUUGCUGUCACUGAUGGAAUUUGAUUGUUCCCAUCCUGUAGCCCAAAUCAGGCUGUGGUGGGAACAAAGCACACGAAAGUGAAGCCUGCUUCUGUGGUGUGACUUCUGCUCUCAAGCUCUUUUGUAUACAGAAGAGGGUUCAAGGCUCCUACGAAGCACAGCAGAACAGGAAGAAGAGCCUCAGCUCCUGGCUAAGGGAGAGGGAGUCUCAGGAGACAGCUGAGCCCAGCUCAUGGACUCCUUACAGAACAAAGAAUGUCAUGGCACUAUUUACGAUUUUUUGAAAGUUUUAUUUUUGAUGUUUUCAUUUUUUUUUUUCAGCAUGAAGAAAUAUUGUCUUAUCAGCUGGAUUUUAUUAUCCUCCCUUGGAAACUUCAAGGUGGGAGGAAGAGAGAGAGAGAGAAGGGGACUCUCUAGGAAGAUCAUCUGCUCUAGGCAUUAUGGUAAGGCUGUUCUUUGGCUCUCACCAAAAGGGAUGCAGCCAGAGAGCUGCUUAAGAGGCAGACUGAGCCAGAUUCAUGUGCAGCUAUGUAGAAUAACCUCUGGGGAAUAUGGAGCCCUGAACAGUGUACAGCUGUGUAGCUGCCCCGCUUUCUAGGAUUUGGGAGAUGAGGGCCAAAUAGAGUCCUGGGCAACUGAGUUUUGCCACCAGAUUUGCAGGGUGGUCCUGUAUGCCUAUAUGAGUUAGGUGCGAGGAAGGAAGAACAUAUGAGCCAAGGAAGAACAUAUGAGCCAUUCAGAUGUCCUGGAGCCUUCUGCCAAAUGGAGUGGUUGCUGCUGCUUUGGGGAGCAAAGGGCACUCUUUCAGAGAAGCGUUGUUCCACUUAGCAAAUGCUGGAAGAUUUUUCCUGAAGAGCUGCAAGCUGAAGUCACUUGGAAUUCCUGUAAUAAGUGGAAGGUGGUAAAGCUGUUGCUGUAACUGUUGCUGUAGUCCCUGGACCAAAGGUACUUGCUAAAGUAAUCUCAGUCUUACAGGGCCUUGGGACAUGCCCUUUUAACCUUUCUGCUGGCUGUUUCCUGAAGCUGUGAAUGAAGUGGGGUUGAGGGUGAAGGAUCUUGAUCGAUAGUUGUUGGGCAUUAAGAGGCAUCUUUGGUGUGACGCAGAGCAAGAGGCAGAUAACUGAGGAUACUUCUGAGAUGGCAUCUGAUCUCUCAGCAAGCUUGCUUGCAGCUGCCUCCUCUCCCUGGGAUGCCCGUGGAAACACAGCAUUUCAGAAACAGUAAAAGGAGAAAUGAUAUCUCUUACUGCAUUUCUGGGCUUGGCACUGGCUGUAAUACCCGUGGCCCUUCACAUCCUGAUCUGCUGUUUCAUCCACCACAGCAGCUGCAAAGAGUUUGCAUUUCAUAGUGGAGUUUGUUUGCCCUAAGUGAUGCUGCAAACUCUUGUUGCGAAGGAUCUUUCCUCCCAUGUUAGGUAAAGGAACAUGUAUUCCUGCAAAUGCUCCGUCGUGCAACAGUGAGGUCUGAAAACAUGAUGCUGUGUGUGGCCUGGGUCUUCUGAUCGGCCUGUUGAUCUGCUGAGGUCAGUGCCCUGUGAGCUGGAUGCAGUCUUUCAGGAGCUGUUAAGACUUUGUUCUUGCCCUGCAGAAUGAUCUAUGUCCUUGAAUUAGACACAGUCAUGUGGAUCUUAAAGCAGCCUUGAAAAAUCCUGAUUGUCUGCCUCUGCCAAGUGUUGCUACAAAGGGUGCUAACAAAUCCUGGCCUCCCUUUCUUAACUGUCACCUCUGGCCUCUGCUUCAGUCUUGGAAACAAGUGGGUUGUUUUGCUUUUUUUUUUUCUUUAAAAGAAAAAGGAUUUUGACUUCUGGAUGAAACCAGUAACUGAGCUUCACAAUCUGUAGAAAUACCUCAUCGGACACUACGUGCUACUGACUGCUGCGUGUCAGGGGCGGUGGAUAUCAGGAAAGGGUAACUGCCCUCAAGACAUGCUGCGUGGCAUAUCUUGACCCUCGGUGAAACCUGAGCUAAUGCAGUCUGCAACUGAUGAGCCCUGUCCAUGAGAGGGGUGAGGCAUUCAUCCCCCUAUAGCCACUGCUGUACUCCCUUCCCUCUGCUGAAGAUCUACAGCUCAUACCAAGUUACCAGUGUAGCCUGCAAAAAAUGCAGUUGCUCAGACUAAGAAACGCACAGCAAAUUGGGCGAAUGUUGGAAAAAAGCAUCCAUGUACUUGUGCAUAUGAGACUCUUCAUUCAGCAAUAUCAAGGCACUUGGCCCUGUUGAAUCUUGACUGUUCUGUGCACUGAGGAUUUGAAUAUUCCAAUUUUUUCAUACACUGGAAAGGAAAAUCUUCCUGAGAGCCAAGAGUGAUCUGACAGCUCAAGCGUCUGAAUUUGUGCCAGUGAAGCAACAACGUGCCCAGUGCAAUUGUCUCCUCUAAAGCUUUCCUCCAAAAAAAAAAAAAAAAGCACCUUUGGAGGUACAGAUAUGAGGGAUGUGGGCCGGUGUGUGUGGAAGAGCGAUUGUGUUCCGCUGGCCAUGCGGAGUACAAGAAGCUGUAGCAGCUGUACAAGACCUGGGAGGUUGGUGAACCUCCCUGUUGGCAAGGGGAGUGAAGCUGUCCCUCUCACCAGCAUGAUGGUGGCAACGGCAUUUUCACUCCUUCCUUCCUAGUUCUGAUGUAGAAAGAUGCAAGCUGGGUUUGGGGAGGGAGAACAGCCAAACUGAGGGAGGAAGACUAGGGGGAAACUUGGACUUGCCAGACACUGGAAAUCUGCGCAGAGCCCGUCUCUGCCAUCACUGGAAUUGUGAGGGAGCUGAGAGCCUUCUGGGGCGUAAGUAAAAACACACAAAACUGCUCCAUGGUGGUGAUUGGUUUGGAGAGAAAUGCUGUGUGCUGCUCUUGCACUUCCACUCAUGGUGGCUUUUUAAUGCUCCACUUCCCUAAAUACGCGUAAAGCUUGAUGUGACUACUGA
Molecule: messenger RNA, 10829 nt
Organism: Struthio camelus australis
Lineage: Eukaryota; Metazoa; Chordata; Aves; Struthioniformes; Struthionidae
Source: RefSeq, a predicted model, not a curated record